This is a messenger RNA of Leucoraja erinaceus (little skate), 2985 nucleotides long. RefSeq names its product DNA topoisomerase 1-like. The transcript has 24 exons. NCBI's taxonomy places the organism in Eukaryota, Metazoa, Chordata, Chondrichthyes, Rajiformes, Rajidae. Gene Ontology annotation, molecular function: DNA topoisomerase type I (single strand cut, ATP-independent) activity; DNA binding. The record is from RefSeq and is a predicted model, not a curated record. Gene Ontology annotation, biological process: DNA topological change; chromosome segregation; DNA replication. Bases 16 to 2769 code for a protein of 917 amino acids. Gene Ontology annotation, cellular component: chromosome; nucleolus.
GGACAGCACCGCACCAUGACCAGCGCCGCCCACCCCAACCCCGGCCCGGGCCCCGCACCGUCCCCGGCACCGCCCCAGCGCAGCCCCACACCUCCACCCACCACAGAAUUGAAAGGUGCAAUGUCAAAGGACGAGGUUAAAGACAAAACACUCAAGAUGGAUAGCAGGGAUGAGGAAAGUAAAACUUUAAAGAAUGUUUCAUCACCUCAGCACAAGUCAGAGAGACAAUUGAGGAGCAGGAAACCAAAAAAUAACAUUGCAGAAAAUAACCUGAACAAGAUGAACAAGGAGGACGAUUUAAAGAUGCAAGUAAACAAAGAAAUAAAAGUUGAAAAAAAUGAGAUCUGUGACAAGAAUGAAAAGAAAAUUCAAGGAAACAUGUUGAAGAGAUCCUCGUGUCAGGAAUCAUUUGAAGAUAUGCUCUUGGAUAUGGAUGAACAGCUCAAAGAAUUCUGUGCCAAAAAACAAAAAAAUAAGAAUAAAAAAUUCAAAAAAAGGGAAAAUAUAUCUUCCAAUCAACCACAAGACCAGAAAGAAAGUAGUCUCAAUAGUAGAUCAGAUAAUGAACUGGAAGCAGGCAUUGGUGAUCAAGAUGCAACUGAAAAAAUAACAACUGGAAAACUAACGAGCAAAGAAACUCCAGAGAGGGGAGAUCAUCUUGUGGAGGAGCCUAAUGUGAAUAUGCAAACAGAGCCAGUCAGCUCUGAGGAAGAUGGUGAAAAUCCAGAAAGCGAGCAAGUAGAGAAGAACGAUGAACAUGCUGAGGAUCCUUCUACAAAGCUGGUUGAGGACCAAGAUGUGGAUGAAGAUGGAUUUCCUGUUGAAUGUGCUACGAAAAGGGCUCAUUGUGAUGUCAACUCUAACCAACGAAAGAAUGGAGCCAAGCGGAUCAAAAUUGAGAAAGCUGAGGAGGAAGAUGAAAUUCCUGAGACGUCAUAUGGUUGCAAAAGGCAAGGAAAAAAAUCUUUGAAGCAAAGAAAGGAUGUGAAAAAUAGAGGCAAAGCAAAAGGGAAAAGGGAGAAAAAAACCAAGCACCUAAAAAAAGAAGAGGAAAAGAAUAAGAAAGAGGAAGCGAAAUGGAAAUGGUGGGAAGAAGAAAUCUAUGAGGGUGGUGUGAAAUGGAAGCAUCUGCAACACAACGGCCCGUUAUUUGCACCCGUGUAUGAACCCCUACCUGCAAGUGUUGAAUUCUGUUACAAUGGCCAUCCAAUGAGGUUGACUCGUGCAACAGAAGAAAUGGCCACCUUCUAUGCCAAAAUGUUGGAUCAUGAGUACACUACAAAGAAAAUCUUCAGACAAAACUUCUUUCUUGACUGGCAGAUGGAAAUGAGCGGCUCAGAGCAGUCGAUAAUCACCAACAUAAAUAAAUGUGAUUUUAGCCGUCUUCAUCAAUACUUCACUGAAAAGACAGAGGCCAGGAAAAUGUUAUCCAAAGGGGAAAAACAGAAAUUAAAGAUGAAAGAAGCCAAAGUGACUGAGAAAUAUGGCUACUGUAUAAUGGACGGGCACCGGGAAAGAAUUGCCAACUUCAGAAUUGAGCCACCGGGGCUUUUCCGUGGCCGUGGUGACCACCCAAAGAUGGGAAAGCUGAAGAAAAGGAUCAUGCCAGAAGACGUCAUCAUCAAUUGUAGCAAAGAUGCAAAGAUCCCAGUGCCACCAGCAGGGCAUCAUUGGAAGGAGGUGCGUUUUGAUAAUAAAGUCACCUGGCUGGCAUCCUGGGUGGAGAAUGUCCAGGGACAAAAUAAAUACGUCAUGCUAAACCCCAGCUCCAAACUUAAGGGUGAGAAGGAUUUGCAGAAGUAUGAGAUUGCCCGGCGCUUGAAGGGCAGGAUCAAUGCGAUCCAACGUGAUUAUCGUGCAGCUUGGAAGUCAAGGGAAAUGAAGACACGACAACGAGCAGUGGCUCUUUAUUUCAUCGACAAAUUAGCUCUGAGAGCUGGGAAUGAGAAGGAGGAAGGAGAGACUGCCGAUACAGUUGGUUGUUGCUCACUCCGUGUGGAACAUAUAAGGCUGCACAAUCACAUCGAUGGCAUGCAGUGUGUGGUAGAAUUUGACUUCCUGGGAAAAGACUGUAUCCGAUACUACAAUAAAAUUCCAGUGGAAAAACAGGUAUUCAAGAAUCUAAAGUUAUUCACGGAGAAUAAGGAUCCUACAGAUUGCCUGUUUGACAGAUUGAACACCUCAAAUCUGAACAAGCACCUUCAAGAGUUAAUGGAGGGACUUUCAGCCAAGGUGUUUCGAACGUACAAUGCCUCCAUUACACUGCAAGAACAGUUGGAAGAUUUGACAAACCCUGACGACAGUGUUGCUGAAAAAAUCCUGUCCUACAACAGAGCGAACAGAGCAGUGGCCAUUCUCUGCAACCACCAGAGGGCACCACCCAAAACCUUUGAGAAAUCGAUGAAAAAUAUUCAGGCCAAGAUUGAUGCAAAAAUAGAACAAAUUGCUGCAGCUCAGAAAGAUCUGAAAAUUGCCAAGAAGGAUUGCAAAGAGAAGAAAGAUGAAAAAUCUGAACAGAUGGUGGAAAAGAAGAAGAAACUUAUCGAAAAGCUGGAAGAACAACUGAAAAAACUGGAGGUUCAGGCAACAGACAGAGAGGAGAACAAGCAGAUUGCGUUGGGCACGUCCAAACUGAACUACCUUGACCCCAGGAUCACUGUGGCUUGGUGCAAGAAAUGGGGCAUUCCGAUUGAGAAGAUCUACAAUAAGAUGCAGAGAGACAAAUUUGCCUGGGCCAUCGAUAUGACAAAGCGGGAUUUUAAAUUCUAAAACAAAUGGUCACCUCAAAGCAAUUACUGAAUACCUCAGGCAGUCAAAACAUAUAACAUUAUAAAGAUAUGUGCUUCAUCACUCCUCUGAAUCUGUUUUUGUUAAUUUUGUAUUAGUUAUAAAUUUGUAUGUAAUAUUUUGAUAUGUUUUCUUUGUGCACAUUUGGUAGGAAAUAUUCAUGGAAAGAAUUAAGAUUAAAGUUAAUGAUAAAUACAA